AUGCCCUUGCCAUUAUCCAGUUUGCCUAGAGGAGCAAUGUCGAACUCUUCAAGAAAUUUUGAACCCGACAUGUUCACAGUUGGUCAAUGUUAUGAAAGUGCAACACAAUUCAAGGAAGCCUUUUGUGACCAUGCUAUCAAGCGGAAUUUCAACAUUCAGUUCAUUAAAUAUGAUAAAGAAAGAGUUACUGUGACAUGUGCUACCAAUGGUUGUGAAUGGUGUGUCCAUGCUUCAAGAGAUGGCAACUUGCCAACAUUUAGAAUCAAAACAACCCAAGGGGUGCAUACUUGUAGUGGAGGUAUCAGCACAACGUCACAUCCAAAAGCAUCAAAGAAAUGGGUUGGUAGGCAUGUAAUACCAAAACUCCGAGAUCGUCCUCUAUACUGUGUAGUGGAUAUACAACGGGAUUUAUUGCUUGAACAAGGUGUUCACUUGCCAUACAAACAAGCAUGGAUGGGUAAAGAGUUAGCAAGAGGAAUUCUCCAUGGGAGUGAUAUAUCAAGCUAUGAUAUGCUAUUAUGGUAUGCGGGAAAGUUAGCUGAAACAAAUCCGGGAAGCAUUGUGAUCAUUGACAAGGAUGGUGAGCAAUUUAGAUGUGGUUUUUUCUGUUUUGGUGCUUGUCUUAAUGGAUUUCGAAAGGGUUGCAGACCUAUGCUAUUUCUUAACGGAACACAUCUACUUGGGAGAUAUAGUGGCAUACUCUUAGGUGCUACAAGCAAGGAUGCAAAUGAAGGAUUAUUCCACUUGCCAUUUGCUAUCAUGGAUAAUGAGACUGAUAACAACUGGACGUGGUUCAUAUCAACAUUAGGUGAUGCAUUAUAUGGUGAAGCUGACUAUGGCAAGAUCAUUACGCUCAUAUCCGAUCGAUCCAAGGGCCUUAUGAAUGCUAUGGCCAGAGUGUUCCUUUCUUCCCCACAUGUAUACUGCCUACGACAUCUUCAAGAAAACUUCUUAAAAUCAAAUAGUUAG
Molecule: messenger RNA, 969 nt
Organism: Dioscorea cayenensis subsp. rotundata (Guinea yam)
Lineage: Eukaryota; Viridiplantae; Streptophyta; Magnoliopsida; Dioscoreales; Dioscoreaceae
Exons: 1
Coding region: 1-969 (322 amino acids)
Source: RefSeq, a predicted model, not a curated record